AUUUUUCUACUUUUUUUAUUAUUAUUUUUUUUUAUUUUUUUAUUAUAAAAACAUAUGGUGGCUCCUAUUAUUAUUGAUGUUGAUAUUCAAACUCAAUCAUUUGAUUCCCUUUUUCAACAAAUUCCCAAUUUACUUAUUUCUCAACAUAAGAUUCAUCUCGUCCAUUUAUCUGAUAUAUUGGCCAUUUAUAAUCAAGAUACUACACUUGAUAGUUUGAAACAAGAAUUAUAUCGAUUACGUUUUUCUAUUUGGCGAUUCUUUUAUUUGGAUUAUGAAAACCUGAUCAAAUCAAGCAACUUUGUCCUGUACUACCAAUUUGAACCUCAGUAUCAAAUAUCUUUUUUUAAAACUUUUAUAUUCGAAUUGAAUAAGGUGCACGAUUUUUGUACUGUCAAAGGUGGUGAAAUUGAUCGAAGAUUGACAUUUAUUAAUUGUUCAUCUUCUUCCAUCCAAACACUGGACAGCUAUAUGGAUAUGCGUGAUACAUUGGAUGAAUUGACAUAUGAUAUUCAAGAUUUAUGGCAUUUUAUCAAGUUAAAUUAUCGCGCUUUUUUGGCUAUUGUCUAUCAUCUUGAUACAGCUAUCGAAAACAACAAUCAUCAACAAUAUGAUCGAAUGAAAACAAAUCUUUUUCUACAAAAACUUUACCGUCUAUUAUUACCGCACCAAUUUUUGGAUUUGGAUCUAUUCUUACGAUGGGCUUUAGACCUUGGGGAACUAUAUCGACAUCGUCUUUAUUCAGGUUGUACGGAUCUUCAACUUGCUACUACUUGUAUGAAUGAUGUUGGGAAUUACUUUGGACAGUCUGAUCUGCUUUCACUAUCUGACAUCACAUCUCCAAUUACCUAUCUUACAAAAUUUGAUAUGACUGGUGACUUUUACAAUAUCUCCACUUACUCUCUUCCAUCAACUGAUUUACCUCAAGCAGCAAUGACUCUAUCUAUUCCACCACCACCAUCAUCUCCUAUCAGUGGCCCAACGACAUGUCUUGAUCAUUUGUCACCAACUUCCUCCUCCUACUCGGAUCGCGAUUCAUUUUGUACUGGUGUAUCUUCACACCAAUCUCAGAUCGAUGAAACCACAGUUCAUUCAAACAAUUCCGAUGACAACAUAGAUGAUCAUUCAACUUGUUCUACCGGUAAUACAUUGAAAUUUUGGAUUCAUCCCGACAAUAUAUUGGAAGUCAUCAUGUAUCUAGCAAAAUUCAUGGAGGUUACAAAUCAUUAUAAUGCUUUUUAUCCAGCAGCAAAGUAUGAAAUUGACAAUCCUGAACAUAUUCCUCAUCAUGACGACGCGCUCCACCAACAAUAUUCCGCAUCAAAAAACGAAAGACGUCAUGGUCAAUACGUUACCACUAUACAUUUGGAUACACCUGAUCUAUCAAACUAUACACAGCAUGUUACACAGUGCAAUGAUGACCCUUCACUUACCAGCAAAGGAACGAUAGCCCAUCUACGACUACGACAAUACCACAAUGGUAGUGUUAACAACAAUGAUGAAAGCGCUACAGUCAAAAAAAGUGAUAACGACUCUUCCACCACCACCUUUUACGCCUUGGAGAAGAAAGUAUACAUGUCCAAUGAAUCAUCAUCAUCGGUGUUACCAUCACCGCCAAACUCCAGGGCUAUGUCUACUGUUGACAGAAAUAAAAAGUUAGGUAAAAAGCCAUAUUACUAUCAACAAUAUCAACGACGAUAUGAUCGACCGUCAUCCACAACCAUCGGCAAUGAUAUCAACAAUCAAGGUCAAUCUCUUAUUCCAGCUUGCAGUGCUACAUCCAUCAUUACUAACCUAUCAUCGGAUGCCACCACAAUGGAAGUUGACAAUUUUAUAAAUGAUGACGACGAGUCGACAAGUAUGGAACAACUUCAACACUAUGGUAAUAUCAUUCCUUCACAUUAUUCUUCCAUGUUGUAUAGUCGUAUCUGGAUCAAGUCGAAGCGAUGCAAACCUUGGUUGAAUCAUCAAUGGUCUCUCUUAAAUAUCUUGGACAAGUCUUCAUCAAAAUAUCCUCAUCGUUAUUAUUAUUACAAGAAAUACAAAAAUUGUGGAACUGAUGAGGAACUUGUUGAACAAAAGGUGAUGGAGAUGGAACAAGAUUUACGAGCACUCAAUCUGAUACCAGUAUUGAAAUCAUCAUACAAUCGCAUGGGUUUCAAAUGGAAGGAUCAACAAAAUGGAACUACUCUUUCAGGAAAUGGAUGUGAUGAUCAACAAUAUAAGCAAAUGACAAUUACUAUCGACACUGACAUUACUAUGGCACCAUAUGAUAUCAAUCAAGUGAUGAAAGGUACACCAGCAUAUCAAGAUGAUUAUCCCUGUAUUACUCUACCACCCAAUAGUGUCACUCGCUUUCCUUUUGCUGUGAUACAAAUCAAUCUUUCGCAGGAUCUUGAUGUUUUCACUACUGUUAAAUCAUCCUCGCCUACCACUGCUUCUUUAUAUUGGUUCAAAAGAUUCUUAUCUUGUCCUCUGCUGGAACCGGUUCAAGAUUUCUCUUUGUAUCUUCAUGGAAUCAGUACCCUUUUACCAAACAAAGCGAUCGUCCAUCCACAUUGGCAUAAAAAAUUGAAAUGGGAUUUGCGCCGAACUGACAAUCAAGGAUACUUGUCAGGAAUGGGACGUACUUAUCAUCAAGAUCACCAUCAUCAUCGACAGCGACGACAACGUAGCAAUAAGAGCAGUAGCCAGGAUAGUACUAACGAUGCAACAACAGCGCCAUGGAGCUUUUGCAACACUACACUCACAGCAUCUUCUAGUAAAAGCGGCAAAAACAUACCAGAUCGAAACAAUAUACGAGCAUCCACACCAGAGCCUAUGAGCACAACAAAUACUUCCAUUGAAUCUACAAAAGAGCAACAACAACGAUCUUCGCCAUCUGAUCAUUAUAAAAAAGAUAUUGAAAAUGGUUUGACGUCUUCCACGACAUCAUCUCGACAGUCAAUGGAUUUUCAUAAUGACGAAAAUGAUAGCAGCACCAACAUAAAACUCACUAUUCAAUUAUCAUCGCCCAGGUACUCUCCAAGUGAACGUACGCCCUUGUUGGAAAUAACAUCAAGAACAAGCUUGAAAGAUGACUAUUGCUGCCUAGAUCAAGGCGUCACAUCAACAAAAUUACAAUCUGAUAAUUACCCAACUCGUCUUCCUCCAACCUCUCAGGACAAAGGAAUUUAUUCAUCCUCAUAUUCAUCAUCACGUAUACUCAGAAUGAUUUUCAAAAUAUGGUUACAUCUUACGACUCUAUUUGAUCAACCCGAUCAUUUUGGAAUGAACGGAUUCAACAAUGAACAAGAAAUUGAUUAUGAUCAUCAGCAGCAUCAACACAAUCAUUUGGUAAUAAACGUACUUCCAGAAAGUGAAGUGGACAACAAUGAUAGAAAAAGAACAAGCAACUUGAUGACACAUACUAUAGCAACAAUGAAAAGACCUAUUCCUUUGACUAUGCUCUGUGGUAUUGGAUCCUUUAUGGUCGCAUUUGUGCUUUACUUACUAGUGGAUGAUUUAUGAUGAUGAUGGUUCCUUUUUUUUUUUUUUUAUGAUUCCC
Halteromyces radiatus is the source of this 3544-nucleotide messenger RNA. Its product is annotated as VTC domain-containing protein. Lineage: Eukaryota; Fungi; Mucoromycota; Mucoromycetes; Mucorales; Cunninghamellaceae. The transcript has 5 exons. The record is from RefSeq and is a predicted model, not a curated record. Bases 55 to 3507 code for a protein of 1150 amino acids.